Molecule: messenger RNA, 3101 nt
Organism: Hylaeus volcanicus
Lineage: Eukaryota; Metazoa; Arthropoda; Insecta; Hymenoptera; Colletidae
Product: ER membrane protein complex subunit 3-like
Exons: 13
Coding region: 1907-2842 (311 amino acids)
Biological process (GO): protein folding in endoplasmic reticulum
Cellular component (GO): EMC complex; membrane
Source: RefSeq, a predicted model, not a curated record
UUGAAUUAUGUCAAGGUUUUUUUUUUCUGUAGAAAACUGUUAGUGUUUUUUGUUGUCCUAAGAUUUUUUGUGUUGCUGUAGAGUGAAAAUUAAAAAAAAUGGUAGCGUUUCAAUUAGAUAUCAGUACAUUAUGGGGAGCAACUCUUCCUAUAUUUUUUUUAAUUUUAUUGGUAAGUUUUGUUCGACAAUAUGCCAAUAUUAUACUAGGAGAUAAUGCGAAUGCAACAAUCAGUCUAGAAGAUUCCACUAUCAAAAGUAUAUUGUAUAGGUGUAAAGCGUUACGCGUUAACGGUAAUCUAUUACCAUCAGCGCAUUUUAAUUUACGUAAAGCGUACUUUAACAAGCCCCCAACAGGAGUGUUAUUUAAUGUGCAAAAAAAACCUAAUCUUUUGCAAAACUUACUAACAAAUAAUAGUGAUCCAACUGCUAUGGUAUCGAAUCUAAAACAUCAAGCGUGUCUUUUAUUUCUUAAUGGAGGGGUAGGCUAUAUGAUCAGUUUUUUCUUCUCAGGUUAUCUUGUAGCUAAAACGCCAUUUUUUUUACCUGAUAAAUUGAAACUGAUGCUGCAAAGAGACGUACCUUUAAUUAAUAGUGAUGCAUCCUUCAUGUCGUCUUUAUCAUGGUAUUUUUUUGUUCUUAUGACGUCGACACAAUUCGUUAGUUUUUUAUCUUAUUUAUGGGGAGACGACCAUUUAUUUGAAAAAUGUAAAGUUGCUGAUACCAAAGGGAGCGUCGGUGCUGGUUUGUAUCCAGGAAUGUCGAUGGGCACGGCAACACCUUCACUAGGAGCCGAUGCAGAUUAUAAUAAAUUAUUUGCUUCAGAGCGAAAGGCUUUAGAACUUUUUACGUAUAAAGACAUGUACGAGACCAUUAUGGAGUCUGCUUUGAAAAAAAUUCAAAACGUCGUACCCUGCAGCAGUGGAGUAUAAGAUUCUUUUAACAUUUCUUUUUUGUGGCAAUAUAUUUUUUUUAAAAAAAGAAGAAGAAAAAAAAAAUCGCGGUUCUUCCAUAAUUUUAAAACGUUUCUUCUUGAUCAAGAAUCAAACCUGAACUAUAUGUAUAUACGGCCACAGACUUAGCAAAAAUCAAUAGAAAUGUGUACGUUCAUGACUUUGGUAUUUUUAAAAGUUUUUUAUUUACAAUAAAACAUUUUAUUUAAAGUUUGUAAAAAAGUGUAAAGUGUAACACGCUUUACACCAGGAUACGCUCACCCGUCUUGAAACGUUUCAGACAAAUAUCAGAAAACUUGGUGAAAUGGUCCAGUAAAAUCAAAGAAAAUAAACACGUAGUAGAAGGUGUUUAUUUUUCACAUAAUGCAUAUUCAAAAAAACAUUAAAGAAGCCUUUUUUGUUAAAAAAGAAAAGUUGGUCAAGGAUGACAUAACACUUAAAGCGACGAAUGCUUGUGAAAACACAAAGGAGAAAGAUUUCAAGACGACAUCUAAAAUUAAUUUUUGGCAAAGUAUCAAUGACGUCCUCAAUUCUCUGUUUCGAUACGAUCUUCGAAACGUAUUAAAACUUAUUAAUUAUUGUUUAAUCGCCUUAGUCGGUAUUAACUCUGUGAUGUUUUACCAAAAUUUCAAAUUGUCUCAAUUUCAUUUCACCUUAAAACCUGUACUAUUGCUAGGAUUCAUCAUUCUUACUAUUGCUUUUCUUUUCAUGCUUAAUAUUUGGAUGUCUUGUCUUCCUUUAGAGUAUCUUAAACAAAAGCCCUUCUCUACAAAUGAUGAGAAAGCAGAGCUAAACUAGUCUAAGAUUUGGCUGCUUUCUUAUUGCUCAAGAAAAAAAAGUCCACUUACCUGCAGCUGCGUGCAUAAUCUCGUCAAUAAGACGCUGUUUUUAUAAGACAGUGUAUGCCAAAACUUUUAACGGACAAAAACGGAAGCAUCUAUUAAAAAAUUAUCUUUAUGACUUUUUUUAAAACACGCAUUGUUUUUUUUUUAAUCUUUCUAUGUGCUCUUUCUGUUUUACGAUACAUUAAGUUGGAUAGAUUAAGUGAUGUGUGCAAGGCAAUGACGAAGAAACCAUUGUGUAAAACGUUUAACAUGUACAGAUAUUUUAUAGCAACAUAUCAACUAAAGAGAAGUUCAGGAUUGAUUAUCAUUAAGAGUCGAGUUAAACCAGAAAAACAAUGGGGACCAACUCAUGAAAACAUCAACGUUUUUAUGUUGAAAAACACAAUUAACACUUUUCUUUUCCCUUACAUUAUAUGGAAACGAAAACUGCUGUUAUCUUUUUUAAAACGAACGCAUCAAAAAAUGCCGUGUCACAAGCGUAUGUUACAAGGAGAAACAACAGUGGAAAAAAAAAAAAGCGGAAACAUCAAUGGGGAUUGGUCAAUAGUCACAAGUUCUGAAGUCAAAAAGAAGGAAGCUGAACUAGGAACUGCUAAUAUUAAAAGCCAAAAAAACGAUGGCCAAAAUACAGACAAGGAUACACAAGCUAUUAGUCAAAAUGAAGGCGUGAAGGAAAACGGUGAUGAUGUGGAAGAAACUGUGGAAAACGGUGCUGAAGAAAAAAAUGAUGACAAAAGCAUUUAUGAUUCUAUAGAAGAAUUCAACACAAUUCUUCAAGAUUUACCUCCUUUAAAAUUUCCCGAUCCACCUUCCAUCCCUAAAGACCCACUUUUUACUAAACCUUAUAGUUUUGGUAAAGAUUCCUAUUACGCAUUACAAAAAGUGCGUGAUUACCCAUUUUCAUGCCUUUGUAAUCCUUUUGAAAUAAGGUCUACACCAGAGAAGUCAGACGCUCUUUCAAAAUUGAGUGCUCGAAAAAUUCAUUGUUCGAAUCAUCUUGGUUAUUGUCAGUACGAUUUAUACAACAGCUUAUCCCGUUCACUUUAAAUAAAUUAAAUCUAUUAAAUUUAUCUUAAAAUAUAAACAUCUUUAGGUUUAAUUUUGUCUGUUUUUUUUUUUUAAUCUCCCAUUUAAGUACAUUCAUUCACUUUUAUUGCAUGAAUAUUUUUUCAGUUUUUAGCCUUACCAGUUAUUAAUUGUUUGUUUUUUUACUUAUUAUAUUUGCACACAAGAAUACAACAUGCUCACCUGCAUGCUCUACUGUUUUUAAAAUAAAUAUUUCUUGAAUGUCGCCAUAGAUAAAGUA